CUUCCGGUGCUGACCAUGGCAGAGAAGGAAGCAAAGAAGGUGCCAUCUGUACCGGAGAGCCUGCUGAAGAAGCGGCAGGCGUAUGCGGCUAUAAAAGCCAAACGUCAGAAGAAGAUUUUGGCUAUAAAAAAGUUCCGUAAGGCACAAAGAAAGCUCAUCUAUGCCAAAGCCCAGGCAUACCACAAGGAGUACAGACACAUGUACAGGCAGGAGAUCCGCAUGGCCAGGAUGGCCCGGAAAGCUGGGAAUUACUACGUCCCAGCAGAACCCAAACUGGCAUUUGUGAUCAGGAUAAGGGGUACCAAUGGUGUCAGCCCCAAGGUCCGCAAGGUGCUGCAACUCCUUCGGCUGCGCCAGAUCUUUAAUGGCACCUUUGUGAAACUCAACAAAGCUUCCAUCAACAUGCUGCGGAUCGUGGAACCCUACAUUGCCUGGGGUUACCCCAACCUGAAGUCUGUGCAUGAACUGAUCUACAAGCGUGGCUAUGGCAAGAUCAACAAGCAGCGCAUUGCUCUGACUGACAAUUCCCUGAUUCAGAAGCGCCUUGGAAAGCUUGGCAUCAUCUGCAUGGAAGAUGUGAUCCAUGAAAUUUACACUGUUGGCAAGAACUUCAAAGUUGUGAACAACUUCCUUUGGCCCUUCAAGUUGUCUUCUCCUCGGGGUGGAAUGAAGAAGAAAACCAUCCACUUUGUGGAAGGUGGGGAUGCUGGGAACAGAGAAGAUCAGAUCAACAGACUCAUAAGGAGAAUGAACUAAGGAUUCAGUUGCUCAGCUGCAGUCUUUCAAGUUCUGAUCUGUUAAUAAAACCAUCUUGCACA
Messenger RNA from Indicator indicator, 818 nucleotides. It is a transcript of the gene RPL7, whose product is annotated as ribosomal protein L7. Gene Ontology annotation, molecular function: RNA binding; structural constituent of ribosome. Bases 16 to 756 code for a protein of 246 amino acids. The transcript has 7 exons. Gene Ontology annotation, biological process: maturation of LSU-rRNA from tricistronic rRNA transcript (SSU-rRNA, 5.8S rRNA, LSU-rRNA). Lineage: Eukaryota; Metazoa; Chordata; Aves; Piciformes; Indicatoridae. Gene Ontology annotation, cellular component: cytosolic large ribosomal subunit. The record is from RefSeq and is a predicted model, not a curated record.